Molecule: messenger RNA, 3760 nt
Organism: Myripristis murdjan (pinecone soldierfish)
Lineage: Eukaryota; Metazoa; Chordata; Actinopteri; Holocentriformes; Holocentridae
Product: kynurenine--oxoglutarate transaminase 3
Exons: 14
Coding region: 156-1508 (450 amino acids)
Biological process (GO): biosynthetic process
Cellular component (GO): cytoplasm; mitochondrion
Molecular function (GO): L-kynurenine:2-oxoglutarate transaminase activity; pyridoxal phosphate binding
Source: RefSeq, a predicted model, not a curated record
CUGUAAUAGCAACAUUUCCGACAGCACCCAAAGGCAGCAUCGCAUUCCCCCGUCGCCGUUGUCUCCUCCUCCUGCCUUUCGUCGCCGUCUCUCCAUCCCGCAAGAAGUAAAUUCAGUGUGCAGACCCGGGUGCCUUAACCUCUGUCACUGCAUGCAUGAACAUAUCACGGCAAAUCCUUAAUUCCUACAAGUUUGUAUGUCAUUCCUUUCGGGAAAACUGUACAAGAAGGUUUUGUACUUCACAGUGUACAAUGGCAUCACGACAUAAACACUCCAAAAGAAUUGAGGGCCUGGAUAAGAAUGUCUGGGUGGCGUUCACUUCAGUGGCAGCAGACCCAACCAUUGUCAACCUGGGCCAAGGCUAUCCAGACAUUCCUCCACCUUCUUAUGUCACAGAGGCACUGGCGAAGGCUGCAUCAGUGGACAGGAUGAAUCAGUACACAAGAGGCUUUGGUCAUCCAUCUUUGGUGAAGGCCCUUUCUCAGGUUUAUGGGAAGGUCUGUGGACACCAGAUUGAUCCCUUCAAAGAAAUACUGGUCACUGUCGGGGGCUAUGGCUCCCUAUUCAGCACCAUGCAAGCACUGGUGGAAGAGGGAGAUGAAGUCAUCAUAAUUGAACCUUUUUUCGAUUGCUAUGUACCAAUGGUACGAAUGGCAGGGGCCAAACCUGUGCUGAUACCACUGCGCCUUAAGUCUGAAAAGAAGAAAAACAUCACAAGUGCCGACUGGAUGCUUGACCCAGAUGAGCUUGCCAGCAAAUUCAGCUCUAAGACAAAAGCCAUCAUCAUCAACACCCCCAACAACCCAAUUGGGAAGAUAUUCAACAGAGAUGAGCUGCAAAUGAUAGCUGAUCUCUGCAUAAAGUAUGACACUCUGUGCUUCAGCGAUGAGGUGUAUGAGUGGCUCAUCUACAAGGGCCACCAACAUAUCAAAAUAGCCACUCUGCCUGGAAUGUGGGACAGAACAAUCACUAUUGGAAGUGCAGGGAAAACAUAUAGUGUCACUGGCUGGAAGCUUGGUUGGUCUAUAGGGCCUGAGCAUUUGAUAAAACACCUUCAGACCGUCAUGCAGAAUACUCUGUACACAUGCCCGACACCUUUACAGGAGGCUGUGGCACAAGGUUUGCAGCGGGACUAUCAGCUGAUGGGUCAGCCAGAGUGCUACUUCUCCUCACUCGCAGAAGAACUGGAAGGCAAGAGAGACCGCAUGGCUACCAUUAUUCAGGAGGCUGGUAUGUCUCCUGUCAUCCCAGAAGGAGGCUACUUUAUGCUCGUGGAUGUCACAGCUCUCAAUCAGGAUCUGUCACAUAUGAAUGACAAUGAGGCCUAUGACUACAAGUUUGUGAAGUGGAUGAUCAAGGAAAAGAAACUGGCAGCCAUUCCAGUCACAGCAUUCUGUGGAGAAGCAUCCAGCAAGCAGUUUGAGAAAUAUAUUCGUUUGUGCUUCAUCAAGCAAGAUAGUACUCUUGAUGCAGCAGAGAAAAUCCUGAAAAAGUGGAAUAAGAUAUAAUGUGAUGCAAUGUCAGCAGAGGUCUUGGUACAGUUUGAAGGGCUUGGGGCAAUUGUGAAACACCGAACGAAUUUGUUCACUAUGGCUGCAACAUGCUGCACAAAUGGGAAAUGGGUAAGGUAACUAACAGUUUUUAGUUAAAUUGUAUUAUGUGUUCACUGGCUAUAUGCAUUUUUUUCUUCUUUCUUUUUUUUCUGGUAUUUGUACUACCUUUAUACUUUCCUCACCCAACAAAGUCUUUCUAAUAACCAUAACUCAUUACAAUCAAACUCGUUCCCCAUAUUUUGUUUGUAAUGGAUCACCAGUGGGCCUGCGUGGUAUUCCAGAAAGCAUAUUUACCAAACUCUGACCCUUCAAAAACCCUACAGAAAACCCCAGCUAGGUUUUUUUGGGGAGUUUUUUUCUCGCCCACUAUGCAGAUUAAGUCAGGAUGUGUCAUCGUGUUUGUUGUAAAAUUAUGGGCAUGUAAAGCCUUUUGAGACUGUAAACAGUCAUAUUUGACUGAUCAGAGUCAGUCAACUCUGAGUAUGUUCACUCUGAAUUAAGCUCAUGCAGAUUGAAUGGAAAAAAAUCAUCAAUGAAGCUUCGAUACUAUGAUUCACCAUAGCAACAUAUAGACAAAAGGUAGAGCCUCCAUUUUAAUCCAGUGGAUGUAGAUGUGUGUGUAUGUGGACAAUGCACAUUUAAAAAAAAACUGAUUCAGAGUGGGCAAAGUGUCAAUAUGUGAACACAAUGAAGUUUUAUUCAGUAUUGUCCAUCAAGUCAUCAUUUACCAGACUUACAUUUCUUUAGCGGGUGAUUAAGUGAUGGAAUCAGACUGUGUAUUAGGCCAUAAAUGCAAUAUUUGUAAUAUCUGAAUGUAAGGGCAAUAACCAGUGUUCAAAGACAUGACUAAUAGAACUAAUAGAACAUAAAGUAUUAUCCAACCAGGAUUUUGAUUCUGACAGACAGUAAACCUUUGACAGGCAGUUUUAUUUGGACUAAAUCAGUGAGGACAUGAAACAGCCUGUCUGGUCCUGUUUGAGGGAGGAGACAGAGAGAAACUCAGGGUUCGUUAAAGAAAACCUGCCAUUGACAGGACAGGUAGACUCACAGAGUAAGUUACCGUGGUUACUGACCCCAAGUUUAAGUUACCUCUCUGGAACUGAAAACCCAGAGUUUCUCUCAUCUCAGGGUUAACAAACUUCUUUUCAUUCAACCCGCUUCUUGGAAUGCACCACUGCUCCUAGUUUUCUUUUACUUUUUAAAGUCUGGGUAACAUUACCUGUGGUGCUAUGAUCUUUCACAUCUGUCAUCUCAUACUGUGUAUCAAUAGUCUCACUAUUUUCUGUUUGCAUUCAUUUUCAUGUCUGCUUAUUCAGAUUCAUGCAUUAUUGAUUGCAUUAUUUACUGACUCAGUAGAUACAAAACAUUGUAAAUGUAUGGGUUUCACAUUAGGGGUGUGGUGUUAACAUUUGUAGGUUCUCUGACUAAUGAAUGUUAGUAUUGGAAUGACUUGCCACUCUGGUUAAAGUGUGCCAACUUUGAGUUACCAUAAACCAGUGGAGUAGACAGAUCUGGUGCUGAGCUGCUUUGUGACAAGUGUUAAGUUAUUCUUUAAAUUUUUACUCUACAAAGUACUGUGAUAUUUUAUUGAACCUUUUUGAAAUGCAGAAGUACAAAUGAAUAAUAAUGUUUUGGGGAAGGGUUACCCUCACUUUGGUAUCACAAAUUUAUACUCCAUUAUUGCCAAUAACAAUAAAAAUGCGUUUUAUCCUACAUAUUGAGUAGCGACUUCCAAAAUCAGGACUUUGGUGUCUGCUGUUGGAACAACAAGCUGUACUUUAAACACACAAGUAAUGCAGGUCUGUGUAAGUUCAAGUUCAUUUUUCUAUAUAGCCCUAGAGAGUGUAUCUAUCCUACAAAGCCUUGAUCCCCUGUAUAUACAAAUCAGUGUACACAAAGUCCAUGUUAUUGAAAUGUCAUUCUAAACAAUAAAAUUUUAGAAUAUUUACCGAAUAAAACCAUUUCUUAUUUGCAGUGUUUACUUUAUCAAGGGGUGUUGUGUGACAUCUAUCAAGUCUGUCAGUAAUGAAGUUGUUCUUUCUGCACCUGAAAAUAAUGUAUGUUCAGAGAAGGCAGUAAACUCAGUUUUGACAGGGCAUUGUGCGUAGUAUUUGAACAAAUGAUAAAAAUCAAGAGCAACUAUUUUUAAAACAACUCAAAUUCAAAAAUGGUGAGAGGGAAGCAGUGGAAACAGAUGCAGCAGAGGC